Messenger RNA from Prunus armeniaca (apricot), 1887 nucleotides. The record is from the annotation of a GenBank genome assembly. NCBI's taxonomy places the organism in Eukaryota, Viridiplantae, Streptophyta, Magnoliopsida, Rosales, Rosaceae.
AUGCCUCCAAGAAAGAAACCCCUUUCUUCUUCCACGACGUCUGCUAAGAAAUCCAACUCGAAAGUUCAGCCUCAGCCGUCCAAGUUCGGCAUCCAGCAUUUCUUCGAGCGCCACACCCAGAACUCUCAGAACCCCAAAAUCGAGGUAGUUUCUGCUUCUCAGCAGAACCCUAAACCCCUCGCAGCUCCCGCCUCUUCCACCGUUGCUACAGCACAAUCGGUUCCGGAGAUCCAAAACUCUGCGCAGAUUGAUACGGGUAAUGCGGUUUUAGCUUCGGGAAGUCAUGAGAUUCGGUCGAAUUUGCUGUCAAGUAGUAACAACAGUAUGUCGCAGAAUACGCCUCCAGAGAAUUUGAGGGCAGUCGGAGUUGUUGGUGAGGAGGAGAAUAUGGAAGAUGAGGCCUCGCCGGAGAUUUCAAAGUCCAAAUCUUUUAAGCGCUUCAAGUUCUCGCCAGGAAUGUUGAUAAAGCAGAGCCAGGAUGAUGGAGGUGAUGAGGUGACAUGGAGGAUAUCUCCGGUAAAUGAAAGACUCCAAGCUGUUUCAAAGCGCAUGCCGGAGAUUAUUAGAGUGCUGGCGGACUCUUCAAGGCUUAAAUCUUUAACCAUUAACCAAUGCUCGCAAAAGAAGGCAUGUUUAUUUACUUCUCCAGUUAAAGCUGGAAAGGUUGAGAAGUGGCUUCCUUCACAGACACUGAAUACUUCUGAAAGAUCUUUGGUAUCCCUGAAUAAGGUUGGCGUAAAGCGGGUUAACCCAGAUCAGGAUAUGGAUAGUAACGGAAAUGUGAGCGAUAUGACUAUCUCUGGAAAAUCUAGUAGGCAGAGUCCAUUCCGAACACCACCUUCUCUAUCGUACUGCCAUGAUAAGCUUACAAAUGGUGUUGCAUGUAAUGAAGGUUCUGAUCAGCCAGGGUUAAGGCAUCAUAAAAAGUUAUUUUUUAAAGUUGCAAGUCUGCCUGGUUUUUCUGAGCUGUGUGGUAGGCACGAGUCAAUUAUGUCUUCUCAUGGUCUGGCAUUGCUUGAACUGUUAGAUCAAGUGGAAGAUGUUAUUUCUGUCGAAGAUUCAGUAUCUAAUGAUGUGGAGGAAUCUCCAUUUCAAGUUAAAGAUAGAAAAGGUGAUGAUAUGCAUGUCAAAUUGCAUCGGAAAUCUUCCUAUUGUAAUUUCCUUGUAUUGGAGGUAUCUGACUGUGGACUUGCUGACUCAUCUGAUGCUCAUAAGGUUCUUCGGUUACUGGAUGAGCAAUGUGGAGAGGAGCAUGCUGUCUAUUUACAGGAUGAGUGGUUUUACAGUGUCAUUGCACCUGGAGAUACUGUCAAUGUUAUUGGUGAAUUUGAUGACAAAGGACAGUGUCAUGUGGAUCAUCACCAUAAUUUUAUAAUUGUUCAUCCAGAUGUGCUAGUGGCUGGAACUAGGGUUGCAGCUAGCUUCAGUUGCCCGAGGCGAACUGUCCUGGAUGAGAGGCUAAAAGGCAAUGAGCAUUCAAGUGCAGCACUAAGUGGUACAAUAUUGCACCAAGUUUUUCAGGCUGCACUUGUGGAGGAGACACCUACAAUAAAUUUCUUGGAGGAACACACAAGAUUUGUGCUCCAGAAAAACAUUGAGAACUUGUAUGCUUGUGGAGUGAACGAAAAUGGCAUGUACAAAACGUUGAUUGAGGCUGUCCCAAGAAUAUUGAAAUGGGUUAACCUAUUCAAAAACACCCAGGUAAUUGAUAUUGAGGAGAUGGCCUGGGCUCCGAAAUAUGGUCUGAAAGGCAUGAUUGAUGCUUCUGUCAGAGUGAAAGUUGAAUCUAACAAAAAUGAAUCUCAUGAGAUGGUUAUGCCUUUAGAGUUCAAAAGUGGGAAAAUACCUAAUGGCCAGGCAAGAAUAAUCUCUUCACUUGUUUACUGA